Molecule: messenger RNA, 538 nt
Organism: Gaeumannomyces tritici R3-111a-1
Lineage: Eukaryota; Fungi; Ascomycota; Sordariomycetes; Magnaporthales; Magnaporthaceae
Exons: 2
Coding region: 250-468 (72 amino acids)
Source: RefSeq, a predicted model, not a curated record
CAGUUGCGCGGACGAGACCGAGAGCACAUGAUGGUGUUUGUUUAGGAGCAAGUUUCGGUGCGAGAGGAGUGUAUUUAAACCACGUUCUGCAGAAGCUCGGCGUCCAACAAUCGCUUCCACUUCCACUCCAUUCUUCAUCCUCCACCCACAGCCCACUGCCACCAUCACGCCACUACCCUAGCCCACAGAGCAAGAGAUCCUCAAUAAAACAUCGUCCUCGUCGACUCUUACAUCGUACCAACCCCCAAAAUGGACCCCAGCAAGCAAGAGGCCAAGAUCCUGCCCGUGCCCGACGCGGACAAGAGCAACAACAAGGGCUCCUCGGCCCUGUCCGACAAAGUCAAGUCGGCUUUCCAGCCCCACAACGCCCACCCCGGCCCUGCGCAGCCCAAGAACUUUGAUGCUCCCGAGGAGGGCACCAAGGAGGAGAGGCGGGCCAAGGCCCAGGAGCUGAACAAGGAGACUUGAGGUCUUCCUGAACUUGACAACCUAAGCUUGAAGAGAUAGCAUCAUAAUCUACUGCGUAAUUCCCACGAUG